This is a messenger RNA of Ricinus communis (castor bean), 1177 nucleotides long. RefSeq names its product tropinone reductase homolog At5g06060-like. Lineage: Eukaryota; Viridiplantae; Streptophyta; Magnoliopsida; Malpighiales; Euphorbiaceae. The record is from RefSeq and is a predicted model, not a curated record. The transcript is spliced from 5 exons. Bases 136 to 939 code for a protein of 267 amino acids. Gene Ontology annotation, molecular function: oxidoreductase activity.
CUAUUUCUCUGAUGCCAAUAAAAUUGCAGAUGGAUACCCAGAGAACCAGUAAAGUUGCUUUAUAUAUACUAGCUCAACCUACAUUAAUAUUCACAAGUUUUCUCUAGCCAUUCUUACCAGAGAGAGACAGAGAGAAUGGAAGAGGCAAACAACAUUUGCAUGGAUAAAAGAUGGUCUCUUCAAGAAAUGAGUGCUCUUGUUACUGGUGGAACCAAAGGGCUAGGGUAUGCGAUUGUGGAAGAAUUAGCAGGCUUAGGAGCAAGCAUCCAUACAUGCUCAAGGAAUGAAGCUGAACUUAACAGUUGUUUACAUGUUUGGAAGGCCAAAGGAUUUCAAGUUACAGGUUCAGUCUGCGAUGUAUCCUCUCCUGCUGAAAGAGAGAAACUAAUAGAGACCGUCUCCUCUCAGUUUGACGGAAAACUCAAUAUCCUCAUAAAUAAUGUAGGAACGAAUAUAUACCAGCCCACUUUGGAAAAUACAAGAGAAGAUUACUCAUUUAUAAUGAGCACAAAUCUUGAAUCGGCUUAUCACUUGACUCAGCUUGCACAUCCUCUUCUUAAAAGUUCUGGAGCAGGAAGCAUCAUCUUUAUGUCUUCUGUCGCUGGCGUAGUCUCGGUGUCUUUUUGGUCUAUCUAUGGAGCAACCAAAGGAGCAAUGGUUCAGCUAACAAAGAACCUGGCAUGCGAAUGGGCAAAAGACAAUAUAAGGACUAACUGUGUUGCACCUUGGUUCAUCGCUACCCCACUUACUGAACCUUGCUUGAGUGAUGACAGGUUUUCAGAGGCUGUAAGAGCUCGAACCCCAAUGGGAAGAACAGGAGAACCGAAAGAGGUUUCUGCAUUGGUAGCAUUCUUAUGCCUACCAGCAGCAUCUUACAUAACAGGCCAGACUAUUUGUGUUGAUGGAGGAUUCACUGUUAAUGGCUUCUCCUUCCCCUGAACAUUAUGAUGAAAGAGACUUCUACGCCAUGUUUAUUAUGGCUGGUGUGAAUCUAGCUACCACUGCCACAAACUAAACUCUCCUGGUUUGAGUAUUGAAUAAAGGGCAAUGACAAGCCAAUAAUUCAGUCGACUGUUGUAAUGACUGAUUAAAUAUUAAAACUAUGAACAGCAUUGUAUCAUUGUGUAUGUUUCUGUUUAUUUUUUGUCAGAUAUUAUAUAAUUAUUUCAUUUUUCAA